Molecule: messenger RNA, 1469 nt
Organism: Alternaria alternata
Lineage: Eukaryota; Fungi; Ascomycota; Dothideomycetes; Pleosporales; Pleosporaceae
Product: alpha/beta-hydrolase
Exons: 1
Coding region: 146-1336 (396 amino acids)
Source: RefSeq, a predicted model, not a curated record
ACCGAUGUCCUUCGGUGUAUCUCGCAGUCGCAUUCUUCGAAUGUAAGUGUUCAGCACGUUCCACCUGAACCCCACAUCGUUUUCGCUCUGGUCUAUCUCGAAAACUCGUCGCAGCUGUGUUUUUCAAACACGGAAUAGACCAGUCAUGGAUCUAGCUACCAACGUACUCAAAUUUCUCCUCGGCAUCUUCGCUGGCCUGAUCGGAAUCUAUCUUGGCUUCGUAUCGCUUCUGACUAUCCCAACACUACAAGACCACGUCAUCUUCUUGCAUCGAGUAAUCCGAACUUGGGGUCAGGACAUAAACAUACCCGAGCAAUGGGGCUUUCUUCGCAAUCAAGUUACGCCAUUUCACCUCGAAACCCCAGAUGGCGAGACUCUACACGCGUGGCACGUCCUGCCACUGGAAACAUACCGCCAACACCAAGCCCAGCUUCGUGGAGAGCCAGUUGGACUUUGCGCAAAUGUCGAAGAACGACUUUCUUUUCAGCUUCUUAAGGACUCCACUGCACAACUAGUCAUUUAUCUCCACGGUGCGGCAGGCACACUGGGAUCUGGGUGGCGGCCACAAAGUUACAGAGCCAUGAGCGCGACGUCAACCAACGUACAUGUCCUUGCCAUUGACUACCGCGGGUUUGGCACCAGUACGGGAUGGCCUUCGGAAGCCGGCCUCCUUACUGAUGCCCUUACAUUGGUCAAAUUCGCGACCGACACUGCAGGCAUACCACCAGAGAGGAUCGUAGUAUUUGCUCAGUCCAUGGGUACUGCGGUAGCAAUAUCGCUCACACAUCACCUAGCCUCACAACCUAUCCCUAUUGUUCUGGCGGGAGUUGUACUGGUAGCGCCGUUCGCCGAUGUAGAAUCCCUGACCCGGACGUACAAAGUCGCUCGCACCCUUCCGCUCCUUUCUCCUCUCGCGGUCUUUCCGCCGCUCAUGGCACUGCUCAAUAGAUUUAUUCUUACCAAGUUCCCUUCCAAAGAGAAGCUCGCCGCACUCAUUCAUCGGUUAGACAGCAUCAAGGUUAACGACAAACGACGGAGCUACAACAUCACGUUGAUACAUGCCAAAGAUGACUAUGAUAUACCAUGGAGUCAUUCGGAUAUCUUGUUCUGGCACGCUGUCAAUGCCGCCUCUGGGUCAACCUCGUCUAUGACGUUUGAAGAGCUCGAACACAUCAAGGCGAAAGAGAAGACAGCGUUGGGAGCUGGCGGCUGGGAAAUGGAAUGGAAAGGGAAGAAGGGGAUCAUUAGGGAGCAGAUCGUCGAGCAUGGUUCCCACGAUCGUAUCAUGAGCUACCCCAUCGUCAGCCUAGCUAUCUCAAGGGCUCUUCAUGAGUAGUGCAAUAUGCGGUGAUUGCCAGGAACUCACGGCCUGACUGCAGCGAUCAGCUCUCACCACGUCGGUCCGGUGGGAUUCCGGCUAUAUAGUCGCAUCACCGCACCAACUCAGUUUGACCGCCUCUGCAUCAUCC